AUGUCCGUCACGCUACACACGUCUCUGGGCGACGUGAAAAUCGAAGUCUUUUGCGAAAGCGUCCCCAAGACCGCCGAAAACUUCCUCGCCCUUUGCGCAUCGGGCUACUACGAUGGAUCGCCCUUUCACCGCCUCAUCCCCAGCUUCAUGGUCCAGACCGGCGGCCCGGCCGAACCGACACCCGACAAUCCCAAGGGCGGCCGCUCUAUCUGGGGCGGUGCCUUUGAAGACGAGAUCCGGCCAGCUCUGCGCCAUGCCGAGCGCGGCGUAGUCUCCAUGGCAAACAAGGGACCGGGAACAAACGGCUCACAGUUCUUCAUUACUUUUGCCAAGGCUGCCCAUCUCGACGGACUCAAUACCGUCUUUGGCAAGGUCAUUGGCGACGACAGCCUCGGGACGCUGGCCAAGAUGGAAAAGGUCGACGUCGACAAGAAGAGCCGUCCCAAGCCUCCCUUUAAAAUUGAGUCUGUCACUGUCCACGCCAAUCCGCUUGCCAGCUGA
This is a messenger RNA of [Torrubiella] hemipterigena, 501 nucleotides long. Lineage: Eukaryota; Fungi; Ascomycota; Sordariomycetes; Hypocreales; Clavicipitaceae. The record is from the annotation of a GenBank genome assembly.